UCUCUGCCUGUGGACAGAACUGCAGUUUGUCUGUCUCUCAUUGGGUCGUUUGACUGCAGGUGGUUCUCCUUACUGGAGCUGUUGUUUGUGCCGGUGAUGAGCGUCUGUUCCUCCGCUCCACAGCACACCAGGACUGAGAGGCGAUUCAGUCUCACCUCAACUCUUUCAGCCUACAGGUUGCAGACAUGCAUCGCUGAGCGCACGACACGGACGCGGGAGAACUGUCGCUACACUGUUUUCCACCACCUCAUCAUGGAGGAUCAGACUAGUGCAUUAUGGGAAGUAAUCUGCAGUGGGACAGGCACAAUAUACAAGGACUGAAGGGUCGUGAUGGAGACUGGGAGCUACACUUCAGGCCCCGCCACCAUUGACUGGGUCAGGAUGCCAGCAGGCCUGGAGGGUACGGAGGUUCAUCAGGAUCAGGGAGAUGCCUCAUCUGCCAGUGCGGUUCCCUGGCACAUGCCGUACUCACUGAGCUUCCAGGUGUCGCUUACCGCCUUCCUAAUGCUCGAGCUCGUGCUGGGGUUCAGCAGCAACCUGACAGUGCUGGUGCUCUACUGCUCCCAGUCUAAUUUGGUAGAUUCAGUUAGCAACAUGGUGACGGUCAACCUGCAUGUGCUGGAUGUGGCAGUGUGCUUACUCUGUGUGCCCCUCACUUUGGUGGUGGUGCUGCUGCCGCCAGGACCCAACCUGACAUUGCUCUGCUGCUUCCACGAGGCUUGUGUCACAUUCGCCAGCAUUGCUACAGCCAUAAACAUCCUGGUCAUCAGCCUGGACCGCUAUGACAUCUCGGUGCGGCCAGCCAACAGGCUACUGACGACUCGCAGAGCAGCGCUGCUCCUGGCUGCCGUCUGGGUCACUUCGGUUGCAGUGUUUUUCAUGCCGUUCUUGGAGGUCCAGUGGUCCAGUGCAUCAGAACCAGAUGAAACAAGUGAGAUGACCACCUCACUUGGUGUUAGGGGAACAGCUGUGCCAGCAUGGCGGAACAGGACCCUCCUAUGUGUUGGUGGUCAGGGCUAUUACACAAGUCUGGGUAUGUAUUACCAUCUCAUACUACAGGUGCCCAUCUUCUUCACCACUGUGGCAGUCAUGUUGUUCACCUACUCCAGAAUACUGAGGGCUCUGAACAUACGCAUUGGCUCCCACAUGAGGAAGAGUCAGCGGAGCAGGGGGCGUCACAAGAGACAGAAAGAGAGGAAGGGAGGACUUAGGAGGAACAACAGAGAGGCAGGAGGGGAACAGUGCACCACAGAUGGUACAAAACAGCUCAGCCACCCACCACUCAUUCCAUCCCCGUCUCCAACCCCAACCGCUACCUCUCCCCCCGCCCAGUCCACCGCCGCUCCUCUCAUCGCCUCUGAGGCGGGCGCUGCUGCUCCCCUGCCAGCCACCAUGGGCGUCCAGGCCUCCGUCUCAGCAAUAAUAGCACUGCGUCGGGCAGUGAGACGUCAUCGAGAUCGUCGUGAACGACAGAGGCGGGUGUUUAAAAUGUCCCUCAUUAUCAUCACAACUUUCCUGGGCUGUUGGGCUCCUCUUUCUGUGACCAACAUACUGAUCCUAAGCAUCGGCCCCAGUGACGUCCUGGUCAGCCUACGGCUCUGGUUCCUGGCCCUUGCUUACGGCACCACCAUCUCCCACCCCUUGCUCUAUGCCUUCACCCGACAGAAACUGCGCCGUGCCCUUCGUGCCAAAGUUAAGAAGCGAGUGGUGUCCUUGCUCCAGGUGGACCCGUCUCCAGGGGGCACAGUGAUACACAACUCCUGGGUAGAGACCAGAAAAACCAGCCGACAGGUGCGGCUGGAAGCAAGUGAAGGCACAGAUCGCCACAUGGCCGAGGCCCUUUGAGGCUGAGACCCUUGGGUGCAGACGGAGUAAUUAAAAAGCAGAAUAAGGUCGCAGGUGCAUUCUAUUGUAAAAUUCACUGAUGCAAAGAGCUGCUGUAGAAAAUGUGGAGAGCACAUUUUUACCUCUGGGAGAUGUUUAAAUGUAACCGCCAGCAAGGCCCGGCUAAACACGGCUCCGGUCACCUCAGGCAACAUUUAAGGCAGAACGCUGUCGUCACUGUGGUGUGCAUGGCUUCCACACAAAUUAAGGUAUAUCAUUUGUACACUGCGAAAUACUGAGGUUUAUAAACAUACAGUGAGUUUUUAUAUAACUGUUCUUAAGAAUGUGUUGUUCCAGAGAAAGAUCUCCCACUCAAAUGAUCUUAUGUUCAUCCACUUUGAAUACAUAGCUAUUCUUUGAAUCAAAUCAAUAUUAGCUGUACUUCUGUUUUGCAGAAGAAACAUUUAAAACACUGCCACAUUAGCCUGAAUAAAGAAGGCUAAAGGAUUUAGAAGUGGUCAACGGAUGAAGACCCUGUCAUAAGACAGUAAAAGUGUGAAAUAAGCAAUGCAGUUUGGUUCUAGCUCACACGGUCAGAUAUAACAGGGUUUAUUUAAGAAUUUACACCACCAUUUGAUAUUACUUCAGCUCUUUUUCUUCCUAGUUUUUAAGUAAUGGUGUAAUAUCUUACUGUAACUUGCAGACUAGCUGAUCCCUUCAUCUUUUCUCCCUUCUUUAUGCUGACCCAUACAGUGCCUUGCACUUCCUCACAGUUUGAAGUUACAGUCGCAAACCGCAAUGUAUUUUACUGGGGUUUUAUGUGGUAGACCAACACAAAGUAGUGCAUAAUUGUACAAUGGAUGAAAAUGAUGCAUGGUUAAAUGUUUUACACAUUAAAAUCAGAAAAGCGUUACAUUAAUAUGCUUUCAGCCCCUUUAAUUCUUAUACUCCUAAAUAAACUGUAGUCUAAUCAGUUGUCUUAGUCUUAAGUUAUAAUAACGCAUCAUUGUGAAGUGGAAGGGAAUAUGAUACCUGUUUUUAACAUUUUUUUUAAUAAAAAAAUGUGAUGUUGAUUUGUAUUAAGCCCCCAAAUAAAAACCAGUGCUGCCAAUUGCCUUUAAAAGUCACCUGUGUUUAAUUUAACUUCAGCAUUAAUGCAGCUGAUCUGGUGAAGGCCUUAGAGGUUUGUUUGAGAACAUUGGAGAACAAAUCAGCAUCAUGAAGAAAAGGAACACAGCAGAUAGGUCAUGGAUAAAACUGUGGAGAGGUUUAAAGCACCAUUCUGUUAUAAAAUGAUAUCUCAAACAUCUCAAAAGAGUGCUGUUCAGUCCAUUAUCUGAAAAUGAUUAUUGCACAACUGCAGGCCUACCAAAACAUGGCCAUCCAUCAAGGAGUAAGUUAACCAGAGGAUCAGCCAAGGGGUCUGUGGUAACUCUGGAGGAGCUGCAGAGAUCCAUAGCUCAGGAGGAGAAUCUGUUGACAUGACAGCUGUUGUAAUUAUGAAUAUGAAUAUAUUAUUUAAUAUUAAUAUUUUAUUAAAUAAUAUUUUGGUUGAGGGGUGUCCUGUAAAUACCAGCCUAAUAAGGCGGUGGUAUUAGGACAAAAUUGAAAGGGAUGAGCCAAGCUCUGACAUUAUUGAACAGCAUAAACUCUGCACACACAUGGAAUGAAUUCACACAAUUUCUUAAAAUACAAGAAU
Molecule: messenger RNA, 3523 nt
Organism: Girardinichthys multiradiatus
Lineage: Eukaryota; Metazoa; Chordata; Actinopteri; Cyprinodontiformes; Goodeidae
Product: G-protein coupled receptor 22-like
Exons: 2
Coding region: 331-1845 (504 amino acids)
Biological process (GO): G protein-coupled receptor signaling pathway
Cellular component (GO): membrane
Molecular function (GO): G protein-coupled receptor activity; peptide binding
Source: RefSeq, a predicted model, not a curated record